AUGUCUUUAAAGGCUUGCCAUGGAUGUACAUCUUUGUCCAAAUGUGAUUGCAGUGGAGUAAAAGGUGAAAAGGGCGAAAGGGGAUUCCCAGGCUUGGAAGGACAGCCAGGUUUGCCUGGAUUUCCAGGACCAGAAGGACCACCUGGUCCAAGAGGCUCGAAGGGUGAUGAUGGUCUGCCAGGACCUAUUGGACCCAAAGGAAUCAGAGGACCGCCAGGGCUUCCAGGAUUUCCAGGAACACCAGGACUUCCUGGAUUACCAGGACAAGAUGGGCCACCAGGACCUCAGGGUAUCCCAGGAUGCAAUGGAACAAAGGGAGAGCGUGGAUUCCCAGGCAGUCCGGGUUUUCCUGGUUUACAAGGGCCUCCUGGACCCCCUGGUCUGCCAGGUAUGAAGGGUGAAGCAGGUGAAAUAAUUACAUCCUUGCUGCCAGGACAGAAGGGCGACCCAGGAUUUCCAGGUCUUCCAGGGAUACCUGGCCCACCUGGCUCCAUGGGAAUACCAGGUCCAGUUGGCCCUCCAGGGCCCCCAGGUUUGACGGGACCUCCUGGUCCACCAGGGCUGCCAGGACCCAAGGGUAAUAUGGGUUUGAAUUUCCAAGGACCCAAAGGCGAAAAAGGUGAACAAGGUCUUCAGGGACCUCCAGGGCCACCAGGACAAAUUGGAGAACAGAAAAGACCAAAUGACAUUGAGUUUCAGAAAGGAGAUCAGGGUAUUCCAGGUGAUCCAGGCCCACCAGGACUUCCUGGGCCCCAAGGCCCUCCUGGUCUUCCCGGUGGCGUAAAAGGUGAAAAAGGUGAGCAAGGAGAACCAGGCAAAAGAGGAAAGCCUGGCAAAGAUGGAGAACCUGGUCAGCCUGGUAGGGAUGGUUUACCCGGUGGGCCUGGAAUAAAUGGUGCUCCAGGAAGAGAUGGUGAAAAGGGUGAAAAAGGUGACAUGGGUCCCCCUGGUCCUCCUGGAAUUGUCAUUCCAAGACCAGGCAUUGAUGCAACAGUGGGACCAAAAGGUAGCAAAGGAUUGCCAGGACUUCCAGGAGCCAAAGGGGAUCGUGGAUUCUCUGGUAGGCCAGGCCCACCUGGCUUGCCAGGAUCUCCAGGGAUCACUACUAUUGGACCCCCUGGCCCACCUGGCUUACCUGGUGAGAGAGGACAGAAGGGAGAUCCAGGUUUACCUGGUGUUUCUAUUCCUGGGCAACCAGGACUUGCUGGACCACGAGGACCUCCAGGACCACCAGGUCCCCCAGGGCCACCAGCACCAUCUGUUACUCCUGGUGAAGGGUUAUGUGAGCAGGGGCCACCAGGUCCUCCAGGAAUUCCAGGACAACAAGGCUUUACAGGGGAGCGAGGCCAAAAAGGUGAUCGAGGAGACACGUGCUUCAACUGCAUAGGAACUGGAGUAACUGGGCCUCCUGGGGAGAGAGGACCACCAGGACCUCCGGGUAGUCCAGGUUCUCCUGGUUUUCCUGGACCAAAAGGUGAAAAAGGGCUUCCUGGAUUAACUGGCCUUGUAGGGCCACCAGGCUUCCCAGGGUCCCCAGGUGCUCCUGGGAGACCUGGUCCUAAAGGAGACCCAGGGGAUGUCCUAAUUUCUCCAAGAAUGAAAGGUGACAAAGGUGACCCCGGCUUCCCAGGACCUCCAGGUCUCCCUGGCAUAGAUGGCACUCCUGGUCGAGAUGGACUGCCAGGUUUACCUGGCCCUAAGGGGGAACCUGGCAGUGUUGCAUUCAAAGGAGAAAUGGGUAUUCCAGGUGAUCCAGGAAUACCAGGUCUUCCUGGAGAAAAAGGGCUUCCUGGACCUCCUGGUUUUGGUCCACAAGGUUCACCUGGUGAAAAGGGCAUCCAAGGUGUAUCCGGCCGUCCAGGGCCUCCUGGUGUUCCUGGUCCAAAAGGUGACCCUGGACAGACUAUUACAGAACCGGGAGUUCCUGGCCCCCCUGGUCCUCCAGGAAGAAGUGGUGAUCCAGGUCUUCCAGGAGAUCCUGGCCAGCCAGGUCAGCGUGGUUUACCCGGCAUCCCGGGUGCAAAGGGAGAGCCAGGUAUUCCUGGCAUUGGACUUCCAGGACCACCAGGCCCAAAAGGUUUCCCAGGGACUCCAGGCCCCCCCGGAGCUCCAGGAGCUCCAGGUCGCCCUGGACUAGAUGGACCUCCUGGACCACCUGGUUUCCCGGGACAGAAGGGAGAUCGUGGAUUUGGAGUUCCAGGACCACCUGGACCCCCAGGACCCCCAGGCAUAAAAGGAGUUCAAGGACCUAAAGGUGAUCCUGGCUUCCCAGGAAACCCUGGUCUCCCAGGACGAGCAGGUUUUGAUGGAACUCCAGGGCCCAAAGGUGAUCCUGGACCAAGUGGACCACCAGGACUCCCAGGCCCACCAGGCAUCCCUGGCAUUGGUGGUCAAGGUCCACCUGGAUCUCCAGGACCUCCAGGUCCAGUUGGCCCCCCAGGGUUGCAAGGCAUCCCAGGGGAGAAAGGGGAUCCAGGUCCUCCAGGCUUCGACGUUCCUGGUCCUCCAGGUGACCGAGGAACCCCCGGAUAUCCAGGACCCCCUGGUCUACCAGGGCCUCAGGGUUCACCUGGGCCACCUGGCAGGGAUGGAAUACCUGGAUUUCCAGGUGCCAAGGGUGAGAUGGGCGUCAUGGGAGCUCCUGGUCCUCCAGGGCCUCCAGGAACUCCUGGAAGAAAUGGCCUGCCUGGCUUGAAAGGUAACAGUGGGUUGCCUGGUCCGCCGGGGCCUCCUGGACCGGUAGGACAGAAAGGCAUCAAAGGUGAAGCAGGUCUGCCAGGUCCACCCGGAAAAGUUGAUCCAAAACAGCUGGGAGCAAAAGGAGAAAAAGGAGAGCCAGGUGUUCCAGGUAUUCCUGGUUUAUCAGGACAGAAAGGUUAUCAAGGACUCCCAGGUGACCCAGGCCCACCAGGACUUAGUGGCCCACCAGGUGUGCCAGGAUUGCCAGGCAUCAAGGGAGACAUGGGGCUUCCUGGGCAGCCAGGACCGACAGGACCUCCAGGAUUAAAAGGUGCUAUGGGAGAGAUGGGCCUUCCAGGCCCCCCAGGGAUUAAAGGCAGCCAAGGAAUAGCAGGACGUCCAGGGCAGCCUGGGCCUGCAGGAUUUCCUGGAUUGAAAGGGGAGAAAGGUGACCCUGGUCUUUCAACCAUUGGUAUUCCUGGUCCCCCUGGACCAAAGGGUGACCUUGGUUUGCCUGGAUACCCAGGUAGUCCAGGCAGUAAAGGUAUAGCUGGAAAUCCUGGUUUGCCUGGAUUUCCAGGCAGUCCAGGUGCAAAAGGAGAACCAGGCCUUCCUGGAUUCCCAGGAACACCAGGAAUUCCAGGACCAAAAGGUAUUGAGGGGCCUCCAGGUAAUCCUGGCCUGCCUGGACCACCUGGGCCAGUAGGUGAUAUUGGUCGUCCUGGCCCUCCCGGUCCCUCAGGGGAGAAGGGACAGCCCGGCCGAGACGGGAUCCCGGGACCAGCGGGUCAGAAGGGUGAACCAGGUUUACCAGGUUUUGGGCGCCCAGGACCUCCAGGACUCCCAGGAUUGUCAGGGCAAAAAGGAGAACUUGGGUUACCUGGCCCACCAGGGCCCCCUGGACUUCCAGGUCUGAAGGGAGAACCAGGUUUCCAGGGAUUCCCUGGUCUACAGGGUCCACCAGGUCCACCAGGAUUACCAGGGCCACCUCUGGAAGGUCCUAAAGGUAACCCUGGCCCACCAGGUGUUCCAGGAAGGCCAGGUGCACCAGGCCCAGAAGGUCCACGAGGGCCACCAGGCCCUGGAGGACUUAAAGGGGAAAAAGGGAACCCGGGUCCACCUGGUCCACCUGGCCUGACUGGUCCAAAGGGAGAUCAAGGACCACCUGGACGCCAGGGGGAUCCUGGCCGUCCGGGUCUGAAUGGAAUGAAGGGGGACCCCGGGGUUCCAGGCGUUCCAGGAUUCCCAGGUAUGAAGGGUCCCACUGGACCUGCAGGACCCGCUGGCCUCACAGGCAGCCAGGGACUGCCAGGCCCACCAGGUCCACCAGGUUUACCAGGUACCAUUGGACGAAGCAUUGUUGUCAAAGGUGAUCCUGGUCCCCCAGGUCCUCCAGGACAGCCUGGGUCCAAAGGGGAAGCUGGAUUGCCAGGGCCACAGGGAUUGCCAGGUCCAAUUGGUCUUCCUGGUGACCCCGGGAGAGAUGGACUACCUGGUUUUGAUGGUCCAGCAGGACGUAAAGGAGAGAGGGGUCUUCCAGGCCAACCAGGUUCACGAGGAGUACAGGGACCUCCUGGCCCUGAUGGCUUACAAGGCCCACCUGGUCCUCCUGGAACAGCUUCUGUUGCUCACGGAUUCCUUAUAACUCGGCACAGCCAGACCAGGGAUACACCACUUUGUCCACAGGGAACAUCAAGAAUAUAUGAUGGCUUCUCUCUUCUAUACGUGCAAGGAAAUGAAAGAGCACAUGGCCAGGAUUUGGGUACUGCUGGGAGCUGUCUCAGGCGGUUCAGCACCAUGCCCUUCAUGUUCUGCAACAUCAACAAUGUUUGUAACUUUGCAUCAAGGAAUGACUAUUCCUACUGGCUGUCGACUCCAGAGCCAAUGCCCAUGAGCAUGGAGCCACUGACUGGGCAAAGCAUCCAGCCCUUCAUUAGCCGAUGUGUUGUGUGUGAAGCUCCUGCUAUGGUGAUAGCUGUCCACAGUCAGACCAUUCAGAUUCCUUCAUGUCCUCCAGGCUGGGACUCCCUUUGGAUCGGCUACUCUUUCAUGAUGCACACUAGUGCUGGAGCAGAGGGCUCUGGACAGGCCUUGGCAUCGCCUGGAUCCUGUUUGGAGGAAUUCCGCUCAGCGCCGUUCAUCGAGUGCCACGGUCGGGGCACCUGUAAUUACUAUGCCAAUUCUUACAGUUUCUGGCUGGCAACUGUAGAGGUGUCAGAAAUGUUCAGCAAACCUCAGUCAGAGACACUGAAAGCUGGAGACCUGAGGACGCGGAUUAGUCGUUGUCAAGUUUGUAUGAAGAAGACGUAACGUCUUGGAGAACGUUUUAUAAAACAGUUGAAAAUUCCUAAGAUGCACUGUCUUCCAGCUGCAACAAUGGUGCUACUGUGCAGAAAGAAAAGAAAAAAACUAAUCCAAACUGUUUUAACCGUGCAAAUUCAAGUGUACCUCACUCACGUGCCAAACUAAGGGUUGUUCAGUACAUAUUUGACAACAGGACUAAGAUGAAAGAGUUGACCUCUUGGAAACAGAAAAGAACACUCGAGGUUCAUAAAGGAUCAGAAGAUGAAAUUUUUCAUUUCUCUCCCUGUACCAAAAUGGCACCUUUUUGAUCAACCAAGAGAACAGAGAAAGACACGACGCACUGAGUAUGUUUAAAAUAACAAGACUGCAGUUUUGAAAAACAUUUUUCAUGGUGCUACUAACCCUACUGUAUCCCAGGUUUUUAAUAUGAAAUUUUAAGCUUAUUUCUCUUUGUAAGUAAUGAAAUGUGUAUAUUGUGUAAACACCUUUUUAGUUGAAAUUUUCAGUCGUUUAGAAAACAAACCAGACUGAUAUAAAAAUUCUCAUGUCUAAAAUUAAAAGAUACAACAGUAUUUUAUUAUGAAACUUGUGGUACAGAGAGAAUUUACCCCUCUUAGACCAACUUAUGCAUUUAAUUUUUCAUUUCCUUCCUCUGUUGCCAACCUAAUAUAUUUGGGGAAUGCACAAUUAUUCUGAAGUAAUUUCGAUCAGGGUUUUAAAUGUUGUACACCACGCUAUCAGUGGUUUUAUUUGUGCUUAGAAAUCCCAAUCCACUUGAAAAGGGUUUUUUUAAUCUUGUGAAAAUAUGUGAAAUUAUUAGCCAUAUUCUAUAUCCUUCUUUUCAGAAGUCACAUUCACAUUUUAGUAGUUUGGUUUAACCAAACCUGUCCCUUGGGAAUAUCCAGUUACCGAAGCAUUUAUGAUGCUCACAUAAAACCUCAACUCUGAAGUGGUGUCCUACAUUUUAUCUUAAAUAGUGUACAUGCUAAAACACCUUCUGAAUAAAAUAAAGCAGAAGAUGGUGGAAACUUUCCUAUUUACAGAUUAAUCUUUUAAUCUUAUGUGAAUUUAUACACAUCCACAGUGUAUUUACGGUAUACAGCAACUCUUGUGUAUGUAUAGUUCACAUAAGGCCUUGAAAGAUGGUGCAUGCAGUCUUUCUGAUGUCAGUUUGUAAGAAUCCUACUGUGUAUGUCUUAAGAGUGUCACUCCUUGUGCAAUAGCUGAAAAGUGAUCACUUUUGUA
Molecule: messenger RNA, 6228 nt
Organism: Lepidothrix coronata (blue-crowned manakin)
Lineage: Eukaryota; Metazoa; Chordata; Aves; Passeriformes; Pipridae
Gene: COL4A5
Product: collagen type IV alpha 5 chain
Exons: 50
Coding region: 1-4989 (1662 amino acids)
Cellular component (GO): collagen trimer
Molecular function (GO): extracellular matrix structural constituent
Source: RefSeq, a predicted model, not a curated record